AUGGAAAUAGAUAGUGUUGCAGACGACAGCAAUUGGCGUAAAAGCCCUUCCCCCGGAAGUGAGGCUCAAGAAAAAUAUCAAUGUCCUCGCUGUCCUAGCAGCUUCAAACGACCCGAACAUCUAAAGAGACAUCAACGCAGCCACGACGGUCACAAACCAUUUGUCUGCUCUGUCUGUUUGAAGAGAUUCUUCAGGAGCGACAUUCUAACUCGCCACGAACUCAUGCACCUUGCCGCCCAAAGAAACAGCCACGCCUUCAAUCGAAAACGAGCUUGUACAGAGUGUGCAAGGGCACGGGAAAGAUGCUCGAGAGAAGAGCCUUGUCUUAGAUGUUCAACUAAGUCUCUUCAGUGUCUGUAUCCCGACGAUGGAUCGCAGAAGCCUCAUCCCUUCGGCAAUGAGUCCUCAGCUGCUUCUGGUAGCGAACACGGACAACUCGAAGACUAUUCUCGAUAUGCAUCGCAAGGUUCGUCGAUGCACUCGAAACAGGAAGACUUUUCAUCAUCAUCAUCAAACCCGAUCCAAAGGAAAUCCGUCAAUGAAGACGACACCCCUCUUCGUGAAUUCAUACGCACGCUAAGAUCCCCAGUCGGCUCGUCCUUCAUGUCAGACGUAGACCGUUCGUCAAACUUACUCUUCAAACCCUCUGCUUUCAACCAAGAAGAUCAGUCGCUUCUCUCCUCGCUCAACCUUGGCGGUGUAGCAGGCGAGCCCAACGGUUUCGAACAUAAGGGACUCGAGGCGAGUCGCCAAGCUUCGCUAUUCGAUCAGCUGGGAAGCUCUUCCUUCACCCGCGCGCGCAUGCAUGACGCGAUCAGCCUCGACGAAGCUCGUUUCGGCCAAGCCCUCGGUGACUAUUCCAAUAUCUGCCCCCCGCCCGCGCCCGCGGACCCGCCUUUAGACUUCCAUUCCGAGACUGGGCCUGGGCCGAGGGAUAACAUCGACCCGUUCUUAUCGAUGCGCGCUGGGUAUGGCGCGGGCGACCUUGCGUCUGUGUCAGAUCCUGGGGGCCUGGCUCCGACGACAGGUGCGGGCCCCUCGACAGGGGCUGCAUCGCCGGGGCUGUUGUCCAUGUCGGACUUCAGCUCGAGGCCUAUCAACUUGAAGGCGUACGAGGUCAUCGCGAGCAAUUUCAAAGAGCUCUCGCUGGACCUCGGGGGAUCCUCCUCGUCGGCCCGCAGUAAUAAUAUCUCGGAGUCCCAGCGCACUGCCCAGCAUGAGCUAUUUGUGAAACUCUACUAUGAGCAUUUCAAGCAGCAGGCUUAUUGA
Messenger RNA from Daldinia decipiens, 1269 nucleotides. RefSeq lists its product as uncharacterized. The transcript is spliced from 2 exons. NCBI's taxonomy places the organism in Eukaryota, Fungi, Ascomycota, Sordariomycetes, Xylariales, Hypoxylaceae. The record is from RefSeq and is a predicted model, not a curated record. Gene Ontology annotation, biological process: regulation of DNA-templated transcription. Gene Ontology annotation, molecular function: DNA-binding transcription factor activity, RNA polymerase II-specific; zinc ion binding. The coding region runs from base 1 to 1269 and encodes 422 amino acids.